UGCAAAUGGCACUAUCUCUCUCAUAAGUGGUAUUUUAAGAAUAGUGAUAAGUUUUUAUCUAACGUGGCUGUCGGCUUGAAAUGUCAUCAUCCUCUUUUUCAUUUUCAUUGUUUUCACGGCAGACUCUCUCAAAGGACAUGCAUGCAUCUCAAUUCUCAUCACCUGGAUCAUUCAUUUUUCCUCUCAGAACAAAAAUUUCAACAUAACAAUAACAAGCUUAAGGGUCAAUGAUAAGGAAGCAGCUGGAAUUUCAUCAUUCUAAUUAGGAGAUUUGAGUAGUACUUGGUGGUGCCAAUUGAACUUAUUUUUUUCAAUCACUAAUUUGUAUUAUGGAACUCCAUAAAUCCUUUUUAGAUCAUAAAGUAACCAAGUCCUCACCUUCGCCUGCCCUCUGCUGUGUGGAGACAGUGUCUCAAGAUGAACAAAAUUCUCAUAUUACAGCUUAUAAUUCAGGAGAUGGAUCCACAAACUCAUAUAAUGAAUCUUCUUCAUCAAAGACCGUGCGCGAUGUACAUAUUUCAAUGCGGUUAAUGGAGGAUUUUCUUGAUCUUGCUAAAGAAAAUACAGAAAAGGAUCUGGAAACAUGUGGUAUACUUGGUGCCUUUCUUGAGAAAGGAACCCUCUACAUGACUACACUAAUCAUACCGAAGCAGGAAUCGGCAUCUAAUUCAUGUAAUGCCACAAAUGAGGAGGAAGUUUUCACAAUUCUAAAUGACAGAUCCCUCUAUCCUGUUGGAUGGAUCCAUACGCACCCUUCUCAAAGUUGUUUCAUGUCAUCGGUGGAUCUGCACACUCAAUAUUCCUACCAGGCGAUGAUUCCUGAGGCAUUUGCCAUUGUAUUGGCGCCAACUGAUACCUCAAGGAGCUGUGGACUCUUUCGCCUAACCGAACCUGAUGGGAUGAAUAUUCUGAAAAAUUGCCCCGAGACGGGAUUUCAUCCACACAAAGAACCAGAUAAUGGAAGCCCUGUGUACGAGCACUGCUCCAAUGUGUACAAAAACUCCAAUCUAAGGUUUGAAAUCUUUGAUUUACGCUAAAAUGACUCUGAUUCGGCACAUACUAUCCCACGGCGGAUGUAUAGUAUAAUUACUGGAAACAUAUGUAAUAUUUACACAUGAAAGAAUAGUUCUGAUAUACAUUUAUUGUUACAUUUGAUUUAAUGUAAUAAGGUCAGUUUAGUACUUA
This is a messenger RNA of Trifolium pratense (red clover), 1185 nucleotides long. Its product is annotated as AMSH-like ubiquitin thioesterase 2. The record is from RefSeq and is a predicted model, not a curated record. Gene Ontology annotation, molecular function: protein binding; metal-dependent deubiquitinase activity; K63-linked deubiquitinase activity. Gene Ontology annotation, cellular component: endosome; membrane. Bases 330 to 1037 code for a protein of 235 amino acids. Gene Ontology annotation, biological process: protein K63-linked deubiquitination. The transcript is spliced from 8 exons. NCBI's taxonomy places the organism in Eukaryota, Viridiplantae, Streptophyta, Magnoliopsida, Fabales, Fabaceae.